GUUUGCGUUUUUUUCAUUCACAACGAAGAAUAUGCUUUACACUUAUCCUCUUUGGCAUUUAACUUCUCUUCCUUUACGUUCUAUAUUCUUAAUGAGUCUUAAGUAAUUGACACCAAGAUUCUGCAAAUAUAUAUAUAACCCACGACUCCAAGUUUCCCCUGUUGAUUAUCUGCAAAUCAAUCUUCCCAUCUGUGUUCCGCAAUCCGAAAAUGGGAAACUGCCUUUCAAUCUCCGAUCCUCCUCUUGAAGAUGUAUCACAGAAGAUUCUCAAAGCACUUCCCGUCGAAACAGCCUUCAAGUUUCCGUCUCCAUUGCCUACUUUUACUCACCAAGGUGGCGGGUUUGCGAAACAAACCAUUGACUUAGGAGGUCUCGAGGUAAGUCAAGUGUCGACAUUCAGCAAAGUUUGGUCCACUUAUGAAGGAGGACCAAACAAUCUUGGAGCAACAUUCUUUGAACCAUCUUUGAUCCCUUCCGGUUUCUCCAUUCUCGGUUAUUACGCUCAAUCAAACAACCGUCAACUCUUCGGUUGGGUACUCACAGCUAGAGAUCUCUCUAGCAACACAUUGAAACCACCUAUAGACUACACCCUCGUGGGAAACACAGAGUCACUCAAGAUCAAACAAGACCGACCUGGUUAUAUCUGGCAGCCCGUGCCGCCUGAUGGAUAUCAAGCCGUUGGUCUGAUAGUCACAGACUCCUCACAAAAGCCUCCCCUAGACAAACUACGCUGUGUUCGGUCCGAUUUAACCGAGCAAUGUGAAGCUGAUACAUGGGUUUGGGGAUCAAACGGAGUCAACGUUUCGAGUCUAAGACCAACCAUUAGAGGAACACAAGCUAAAGGUGUCUGUGUAGGUACAUUUACUUGGCAACCCCAAAAUUCCUCUCCUUUAGCUUUAUCUUGCUUGAAGAACACGAAAUUCGACUUCUCUACGAUGCCAAAUGGGUCCCAAUUCGGAGAAUUGUUUCAGAUUUAUUCUCCGAGUAUCUAUUUCCAUCCAGACGAAGAAUAUCUACCUUCCUCUGUUAACUGGUAUUUCAGCAACGGUGCAUUGCUAUACAAGAGAGGCGAAGAAUCAAAUCCAGUCCCUAUCGAAUCUAACGGCUCAAAUCUUCCACAAGGCGGAUCAAACGACGGAUCAUACUGGCUAGAUCUUCCUAUAGACAAGAAGGGGAAAGAGAGAGUGAAGAAAGGAGACUUACAGAGCAAUAAAGUGUAUCUCCAUAUCAAACCAAUGCUCGGAGCAACAUUCACAGACAUAGCCAUCUGGGUAUUUUACCCUUUCAAUGGCCCAGCACGAGCCAAGGUCAAAUUCGUGAAUUUGCCAUUGGGGAAAAUCGGCGAACACAUUGGGGACUGGGAACACGCGACGUUACGGAUAAGCAACUUCAACGGAGAGCUAUGGCGAAUGUUCCUAUCGCAGCACAGCGGAGGAGUUUGGAUCGACGCUUGCGAAUUGGAGUUUCAAGGAGGAGGAAGCAACAAGCCUAUAGCUUACGCGUCGCUUCACGGGCACGCGAUGUAUCCGAAACCUGGACUGGUGUUGCAAGGAGACGAUGGGGUUGGGAUAAGGAACGAUACGGCGAAGAGUAAAAAGGUAAUUGAUACGGGAUUAGGGUACGAGUUGAUAGCGGCGGAGUAUGGAGACGGCGGAGUAGUGGCGGAGCCGCCGUGGGUGAAUUACCUGAGGAAAUGGGGACCUAAAAUUGAUUACAACGUUGAUGAUGAUGUUCGGAGGAUUGAGAGGCUAUUGCCUGGUGCUCUGAAAAAGGCUUUUGUUAACUUUGCAAGGAAGAUCCCUGAUGAAGUUUAUGGUGAAGAUGGGCCUACAGGGCCCAAACUCAAGGGAAAUUGGGCUGGUGAUGAAAAAUGACAGAUUUUUAUCCACUUAUCUUUAAAGUUUAUAGUUUUAAAAUGUUUUGGUUUGAUUCUUUCUUCCUUCUUAUCAAAUUCUUGAUCACUAUUUUAUGUAAAUAUUAUUUUUUUUAAAAACAUAAA
This is a messenger RNA of Eutrema salsugineum, 1999 nucleotides long. RefSeq lists its product as uncharacterized. The transcript is spliced from 2 exons. NCBI's taxonomy places the organism in Eukaryota, Viridiplantae, Streptophyta, Magnoliopsida, Brassicales, Brassicaceae. Bases 210 to 1874 code for a protein of 554 amino acids. The record is from RefSeq and is a predicted model, not a curated record.